AUGUCGAUACAGCCCAUCAUCACCUUCAAGGCCGGGCUCUGUGAGCUUCAGUCUGGCUCGACGCCGGCCAGAGUAAAACCCCUCCCGACACCCGGCUAUCUCUACCUCUACGCCGAAGAUGAGCUGCUGCACUUGUGCUGGCGGCCACGGACCGCACCCUUGGACAGCCCGGAGCUGGACCUUUUGAUGCUUCCCACCGACGGCACCUUCACCCCGUACCACCCCAAGAGCUCAGAGACACCGGACACGUCCAGACAAGUGACGAACGGUAGAAUAUACGUCCUCAAGUUCUCCUCGAGCUCGCAGAGAUACCUGUUCUGGCUUCAGUCCCGCAGCCAACAUCCUCAGGGUGAUCCUGCCUGGUUCAGUGCUCGAGAUCUCAAGUUGGGUCAGAUUGUGGACAAUCUUUUGCAAGGAGAAGACGUCGACGUUCAACAGCAGAUGGCAGAGCUACCAGGAGACCAGCGCGGGCCGGAUGACGACGACGACGAGCCGAUGGAAGACGUGGAGGGUACGAAUCACGACGUCAACCGAAGACCGUCUCAGAGCGGUCCUGGUGCGGGCCCAGGUGCGACGGGUGGCGACUUUCGCGAGGAGGGCGAAGAGUCCAGAGAGGGCGGUGCCGACGGCGGACGAGCGGCUGCCGAAAGGGAAAUGCAGAGCAUCAUUCAGCAGUUUGCGCGGAGGUCCGGGGCAAUUGGUGCCGCGUCUCAACCUGCCAAUCCCGUGUUCACAACGCUGCCCGAUUUAUUGACCCCAGCGUCGACUAUACCGUGGAUAGACUCCGCAGACAGCGACACUGUUGACCGGUUACUUCAGUAUCUUCCCCCAGCAUUGGUGACCUUGGCACAGCAGGCGGACGAUGCGUCGGCCCUGAACACAGAUCACACGUCGGUGGAAGCGGCGGAACAGGCCCUUAGCCUGGGUCAGAAAAAGGACAUUUUGCGGCGAGUUUUACGGUCUCCUCAGUUCACUCAAAGCUUGGCCAGCCUCACCAUUGCCUUGAAGGACGGUGGUCUGCCUAGUAUUAGUGAAGCCUUGAACAUCCCUGUUGCUCACGGUGGCUACAUGAGACGAGGCGGGGUGCCACUGGGCGGCGCCGAAGCUGUCAAAGCUUUUGUCGAGGGCGUCAAGAGCAUGGUGACAAAGAGAGAGGACGAGGAUUUGAUGGAGACGGAGUAG
Molecule: messenger RNA, 1182 nt
Organism: Exophiala spinifera
Lineage: Eukaryota; Fungi; Ascomycota; Eurotiomycetes; Chaetothyriales; Herpotrichiellaceae
Exons: 3
Coding region: 1-1182 (393 amino acids)
Biological process (GO): ubiquitin-dependent protein catabolic process
Cellular component (GO): proteasome regulatory particle, lid subcomplex; cytoplasm; nucleus
Molecular function (GO): ubiquitin binding; endopeptidase activator activity; proteasome binding
Source: RefSeq, a predicted model, not a curated record